UCUAGACCCCAAUAGUUCGGCGCGCGGCCUACACGCGGCAAAAGCUCAGCAAGAUCGAUCCGAAUCGAAGUGAAUCGAAAACUGAAUCGACUUUUUGAGAGUGUGCGUGUGUGCGCGAGUGUGUUGUGUUUUGUUUUUAAGAGGCAGUGCACACAGCUGUUGACUAAUAUUCAAUCGGAGCUUGGCCUCGAGUUGCAAAUCGAGUCACUUCAAAUCGCAGCGGGUUUCCAGUUGAGAACUUACUCCCAAAAAAGGCAAAAUGACUGGAUCUGUUCACGAUCCCAAAUGGAGCCUGGAGCGCCGGGAAUCCUCUGGCCAUUUGGUUUGGCGCAAGGAUUCCCCAGAGUCAAAAGUCCGAUUUCGUUUUGAUGUUGAGGUCCUAGAAUUUGAGAAGCACCCGCAUGAGGAGCUGGAUGACAGGGAGGAUAACUUCUCGAUGACAAGUCUCUCGGCAACAGUGGCCUUGUGUGCCACCUGUGUGGCCGUAGUGGCUGCCUCCGUGUUCCUGCCCUGGUAUCUGAUGGAGAAAGUGGGCUCCAUCUGAGGAAACUGGCCGGAAAGGCAAUGGCUUCUUGUAUAUAGGUACCUUGACGGUAUUAAGUAGACUCUUGUAUAUAAACAAGCGUAGAUUUAACUAUUUGUAAAUAGUACGUACGUUGUAAAUAGAAACUAAAUGUGGUUUUUUUUAUCAAAAAAUGAAGAGUUUGAAAAACUCUCGGUGCAAUAUGAGUGCGACGAUAGUGACUGCUAAUGCCAAACUAUGGAAUGUGGAUUGUAUUUUAGGAUGUGUAAAUUCUCAUAAGCUUAGUCCUAUUCAAAGAUCACAAAGAUAGUUUAUGGAAUAAACAAAAUACUUGCCCUAAAAA
Drosophila eugracilis is the source of this 866-nucleotide messenger RNA. RefSeq lists its product as uncharacterized. The transcript is spliced from 3 exons. The coding region runs from base 260 to 544 and encodes 94 amino acids. The record is from RefSeq and is a predicted model, not a curated record. NCBI's taxonomy places the organism in Eukaryota, Metazoa, Arthropoda, Insecta, Diptera, Drosophilidae.